This is a messenger RNA of Prionailurus viverrinus (fishing cat), 774 nucleotides long. RefSeq names its product histone H2B (gene H2BN1). NCBI's taxonomy places the organism in Eukaryota, Metazoa, Chordata, Mammalia, Carnivora, Felidae. The record is from RefSeq and is a predicted model, not a curated record. Gene Ontology annotation, molecular function: protein heterodimerization activity; DNA binding; structural constituent of chromatin. Gene Ontology annotation, cellular component: nucleosome.
AGAGGAAAGGUUAACAUUUUGAGUUUCCCACCUCAAGCUCUUUUCCAGAAUGUACCAUAAGCCUGCCUUAUUAGACUCCGCACCUAGUAUUUCUUAAGUGUUCUGAGUAUUGUCUCCUGCAGGUGCAGUCACUAACCACUGAUUUUAUUAGGAGAGCGUGCCUUCCAGCUCCCCCUAGCAAACCCCUUUGAGGCGCUCACUUGCCUCCAGCCAGUGCUGUGACCUAGACAUGUUAAGGAUCAAGCCUUCCGCAUGUACUGCAUUUGCCUACACCACCUAAGAUGCCCGAAGAAGAAGACUACACUGUAUACUGCAGCCCAAGAGAAGUAUGGGAGGGCCAGCUCAGCCUCUGGGAAGAAGAAGAGGAAGAAGAAGGAGGCCUAUCUUGGUUACAUGGGGAAAAUCCUAAAGCAAGCUCACCCAGACUUCGGUGGGUGCUCCUGGAUCUCGGAUGCACUGGGCUCUUUGGAGGACUGGCUGCUGGAACGGGUUAGCCUGGAGGUGGUUAGACUGUCCUAAAACCACAGAAAAGCCGUCACCAGCAGAGAGAUCCCUGGAGCAGUUAAACAGAGAUCCUCUUGGAAGAGCUUCUGUGUCAAUGAAAUGUUCUGAAUGGCUCUGUUGUUGAGAUGAUUGCACUUGUCAAAAAUAAUCAGAUAUGUCAGAGGGCUGAGUCGGAAGACGAGGUAUCAGAUAAGGACCUGUUUGUUGCAACAGGAGUCUUGGUGCUACAUAGGUGGUCUCUGGGUCCUGUGCUUUUAGCCUCUGACUUAA